Molecule: messenger RNA, 3392 nt
Organism: Megalops cyprinoides (Indo-Pacific tarpon)
Lineage: Eukaryota; Metazoa; Chordata; Actinopteri; Elopiformes; Megalopidae
Product: neurogenic differentiation factor 2-like
Exons: 2
Coding region: 302-1387 (361 amino acids)
Biological process (GO): nervous system development; regulation of DNA-templated transcription
Molecular function (GO): protein dimerization activity
Source: RefSeq, a predicted model, not a curated record
GCGCAAGCGAAGUGACAGAUGGCGAGUCCCUCUUCCCUCGGGAAGGCAAUCUCUCCGAAUGCAGGCGCAUGUCAAUCACCGGCUCUCAUGUGAUGGCUCUUGCCAGUGACGUGCCAACCAUAUGGCCUGGCAUCAUAGCUGGUAUGUAACCCUGCCUGGUAGCGAUGCCACACUGUCUCUCCGCGCUCGGAUAGCACUACCAAGCAGACAGCCGCACCUAUAGGAGCCUUCGCUUGAGGUCCCCGAAGAUGGUCUAAUCACAAGCGCUUUCACCCCUUAAGAGCUCCCGCUGAGUGCCGUUAUGUUGACGAGGCUAUUCAGUGAACCCUCUCUGCUGCCUGAUGUACAGAAAUACUCGGGCUGGGCGGAUGACAGUGAAAGCGAAGACUCCAAGACUAAGGAAGAUGAGCAGGAACGUUGCCGCUUGGGAGAUGACGACCUAGAGGACGGGGAACUAAGAGGGGUCAGCAGCCGUACGCACUCUGAAAUUGCCGGUGAGGACGAAGAAGACGAUGAGGGUGAGGAAGAGGAUGGAGAUGAUGAUACGGAGGGUGACAGACCCAAAAAGCGCGGCCCGAAGAAGCGUAAAAUGACACAGGCGCGUAUCGAGCGUUCCAAGUUGCGCCGUCAGAAGGCCAACGCGCGAGAGAGAACGCGCAUGCACGAUCUUAACUCGGCGCUUGAUAAUCUGCGCAAAGUGGUGCCCUGCUAUUCCAAAACUCAGAAACUGUCAAAGAUAGAGACUCUGCGAUUGGCCAAGAACUACAUAUGGGCCCUGUCUGAGAUUCUGCGCUCUGGGAAAAGACCAGACUUGGUAUCCUACGUGCAGACUCUGUGCAAAGGCCUUUCCCAACCCACUACCAACCUUGUGGCUGGUUGUCUGCAGCUGAAUUCCCGGAACUUCUUAACCGAACAGUGCCAAGAAGGGGGUCGCUUCCAUGGACCCAACUCUUUCUCCAUGCACCCCUAUCCGUACCAGUGUUCCCGUCUGUCCAGUCCCCAGUGUCAGACCGGUUCUAACUCGCAUUCGUUAAGGACCCAUGGCUACUGCUCCGCAUAUGACUCACUCUACACCGGGAGCGCCUCUCCUGAAUACAACAGCCCAGAGUAUGAGGGACCUCUCAGCCCACCAGUGUGCAUCAACGGCAAUUUCUCCCUGAAGCAACAGGACUCCGCCUCGCCAGACGCCGAGAAAAGUUACCACUACUCUAUGCACUACUCUGCUCUGCCAAGCUCGCGCCCAGCCGCUGCCCACAAUCUUGUGUUCGGCUCGUCAGGAGUGCGCGGCGGUGUCCACUCCGAAAACGUGCUGCCUUACCACGACAUGCACUUACACCACGACAGGGCACCAAUGUACGAGGAACUUAAUGCCUUUUUCCACAACUGAGAAACCAGAAGACCCCGUGUCCUGUUUUUAUUUCCAACAACAACCUGCCCGUGUGUAGUUGCCAUAAAACUAAAGUGUACUGUACUGUUAUUCCCAACCACUUACACUUGCACCACUGAAUACUGAACCUGAACGACAGAUGACGUGACAACGACAAAACUCAUGCCGUUAGCUUGUUUUUCUUUUCUUUUGGUCACAUUUGCAUUAAUAAGAAAUUAUGACGGUAUGCAAAGAUGGCGUUGUGUCAAAAACGGUUAAAUUGUCGAAAUGAAUUAAUUAAAUCAGUUAAAUAUAUAAAACAGAGAUUGUAAUAAUUCUAUUUGAUCCGGCCUCAGAAGAGACAUUAUAGUGCAUUAAAACUGUUUCAUAAAUCUCGUCAUUUUAAAAAUUACUUGGCAUCAAUAAAGAACAGCUGACCGUAGGUCACAGAUCAACAGUGAUUUGACAAGCAUUAGCGACUUAAUGAGAAUUUUGAAUUCACCUGAACAACGACUAAAGCAAUAAAGAAAUAUAAAUUACCGUUACAUCUAUGCAAGACAUGUGAAACAUUUUAAGUCACAAAAAAUUCACAUUUGGACCAAGAAUCUUUCAAUGCUCGCGUUUACAUUAUUCCCCACCAUUUUUAAUGAAGAUUCUCGACACAUAAUUUCUCAGACCAAGAUUAUAAUGCCACAUGGAACAGGUACAAAGUUAGUGGGUGUAUAUGAAUAUUUUCUUCACCUUUGCCAGCCUUGUAAUAUUCUAUCGUUGUUUAUGGAAGAAGAGUACUCACUGGUGUUGUGUCGAAUAUUCAGCACAAGAAUUCAGUGUUCUUUAAGAAUAAUUUUCCGGUCUUUUUUAGUGAAUCAGCCCCGACAAAAAGGAAGGCAAAGGGUAUCCAACAGUCAACGCGUUUUCUACAAUCGUUCACACCGCCCAGCGGUAACUGCAUUGGGGUCAUACCUUUUUAACAUUUUAUACCAAGAUUUUGUUAUGCUCCAUUUUAUACUCCAGAUUUAACAAAAAUUACAUCACCCAUUCGACAGCAUCCAAAAACAGUUUUAUCUGAGCCUCUGAUAUGACAUUCUGAUAAGAUAUGACUAAAUCUUCCAUCUUUUAAGACAUGAGUUAGCAGUGUGGACGAACUCGAGCACUGUCCAGCAAAGAGGUGACACUGCUUCAAAGAUGUGAUCAAACUGCGACGAUUCGGCUUCAGAUGAACCCCACAAACGUGUGUGUCGUUCGAGAGCACAAAGAUUUCACAUAAAAUUCUAAACCAUUAUGACAGCAGCGAUGGGAUUUUCAUGACCUAGAACAAUUCUAAUGUGUUUGUAAGUUGAAUAUAAUAAAAUAUUACAUCGACUUUGAAGCACACUGCUUUGUAGGAUCGUCUGAACAAAAUGAAAUUUCGCCAGUAGACGAAACUUAAAAAAAUCUACUAAUGGAAAUAAAUAAUGAGAUAACUUCCUUCUAUUUUAUCUCACAGCUAAUGUAGUUUUCAAUGGUAAUUGUGCAUUCCAGGAAUAGUGGAUUUGUCUCUUAAUGUUAACUUUGCACGCACACAAAUGGAUCACGUGGACGGCUGGAAAGCAUGGAUGAUGUACAGCUAAAAUGUUCUAGGACACCUGAAGGAAACUAUUAUUAUUAUUAUUAUUAUUAUUAUUACUACUACACAUUAUGUAAAAACAAAUGUCAUCUAUACAUUGAGCACCGAUUGUUCAACACAUCAGGUUAUAUCAGGCUACAGCAUUUUAGAAACUAAAAUUUCAACAAAACUAAUAAGAUGUUUUUACAUAGAUAAAAAUGUUUACAUACUUAACGUCACUUCAAUUUAUAUCAGUUGGUCAGUUAAUUGUUUACUUCAUACAUAAUUAAACAUUUAAAUAUUUUGAUAUAUCAAUGUAAAAAUUGGAUGGUGUGGUUACAUCCAAAAACAACUGACCUAUGACAUGUACAACAUCAUUCCGCAAAAAAGACAGAGGAAAAUAAUUAGCAAAUCAUAUUAUUAUAUUUUAUUUUAAAGCAC